AAUGAAUAAAUUGUUUCGUUUUGCUAAAGUGAUUGCAAGAUCUAUUUAUAAACCUGCUUAAAAAAGCCUUUAUAGAAUACCAUAAAUAAAGCAAGUACUAAAUGACGAUCAUCGAUAGAAAUACUAAUUUUCUACAAUGGCAUUUUAGUAAUUUAAAUUAGAAUAUUUCUAGAAAUCAUUUGUAAAUGAUAUAAUAAUAAAAUUAAGAAUAAAACAAAUAAAAACUAUAGGUUGGACUCUCAGAAUUAGGUAAUUAAGUAUUAAAUAAUUUCUAGCUAAGAUAAAUGCAUAAUUAUUGAAGUAAACUAAUUAUGUUAGGUUUGCAGGGGAUUUUAGUGUUUGUGUAAAUCCUGAAUAGUUUAUUCAUGCAUUAUAAUUUUAUAGAUAAGGAGCAUUAGCAUAAUUCUAUAGUAUUGAUGAUUUAGAGACGAUUAAGAGUGUUUAAUAAUCAGAUUCUGAACUUGAAUUUUAGGAUAGUCAAAUUUUAUGAAAUGAUGAAAUAA
Molecule: messenger RNA, 503 nt
Organism: Paramecium sonneborni
Lineage: Eukaryota; Ciliophora; Oligohymenophorea; Peniculida; Parameciidae
Source: the annotation of a GenBank genome assembly